Aspergillus pseudonomiae is the source of this 621-nucleotide messenger RNA. RefSeq names its product F-box domain protein. The record is from RefSeq and is a predicted model, not a curated record. Gene Ontology annotation, molecular function: protein binding. Bases 1 to 621 code for a protein of 206 amino acids. The transcript is spliced from 3 exons. Lineage: Eukaryota; Fungi; Ascomycota; Eurotiomycetes; Eurotiales; Aspergillaceae.
AUGGAUCCCGAAGUACAGGGUAUCCUCACUCGGUUCAAGGAUUUAAAGUCUACCUCUGCUCGCCGAGCUGUGUACCAUCUGCUUCUGGAGCAGAUGCACCCUUAUGAAUGGCGUGAUGUGCGUGAUCGCAUGAACCAAGUUUCCUUUCAAAAAGACAUCCUGGGCAGUCUGCCUACCGAGGUUGCUGUGCAAAUUUCUAGACAUCUGGAUUUGUCAGAAAUCCAUAUUUUCCGAAGAGUCUCCAAGCGAUGGAAUUGUCUACUAUCCUCCACGCUAUUCCGUGAUGCUGUGUGCCUUCGAUAUGUCGGACACAACUGUAGAUCCGUUACACUAGAUUCGCCAGAUGCAUUCACACGAUAUGCCAAGCAGCGUAUUCGUUUGGAACGUGGACAGCCGAUCUCUAAAGUCAUCAACCGUCCGUAUUCUCCAAGGUCAAAUGCGGCAGGCUUAGUUGGUCUUGACUUUUCGCAUGGAAGCUAUGCAUGGAUUGAAGACGCGAUGGUCUAUGUCCAUAACCUCCGUUUGAAUACGACUCAGAGCUUCUGCACAGAAAACAGAGAUACAUUUACUGCAUUACGCGUUUCUGAAUCCAUUAUAGCAGCUAUAACAUUGCAUGGGUAA